CUCACACUUGCGUGAGACAAACCGUGUCUCACACUUGCGUGAGACGAACCGUGUCUCACACUUUCGUGAGACAAACCGUGUCUCACACUUGCGUGAGACAUUGUGGUCCGCCCGCACUAAAUAGUGUAGGCCUGUUUCACCUUUGGAUUUGCAGUGAGAUCUUUCAGAAAUGAAUCAUUUUUUGCAAAAAGAUAUGAUUUUUGAAGAGUGGCAAACCUACUUGAGCGUGUCCACGUCCCUAUCGUGACCAGAAACAUACUUUCGAGUGCGGUGUUUGAUAGUCGUAGUUGUGUAUGGCCCUGGUGGGCCUACUCAACCGUGCUCCGUCUGCACGCUGGAAGCACGCUGGAAGCACGCUCGAAGCACGCUGGCGACCGUCCGACUCCGGACGUCCCCCCUGGUGAACUGCUGGGUACCACAAGUACCACAGCACUUGGGCCCGUCGCGUGCUUGCAGUGUGUGCAGCGUGGCCGCACCCUUCCACACACAUGCUUCCGCUGCAGCAGGCUUGGCCUGGCCUCCCUCGCCCUCAGUUCCCCAGGAACUCAAUAAUGCAGCAUGCGUGCACCGUGCCGCGAAUAAGUGAUGUUGGUGGCAUGCGGUACGCCAGGGGUCGGGGCGGUGAAGCAGGCAAAGCAGUGGGCGCACGCCGGACUUGACGUGCCAACUGGCUUCCUGCAUGUAUGUCCAAGUCGAAGAGGUGAGGCACGUCGUGGUUGGGUCCUGGAACGAAGUUUCCAGGACGUUCCGGAACUACGUUCCAGGACCCCCUUGCAAUCUGCGAUCCCGCAAUCGAAAGGACAAAGCCUUGGCGUCGAAGGUGUAGCUCAUUUUUGGUGCUGCCUUCCAUGGCUUCCGGUUCUGGCGAGGGUGAAACCACAUUGGAUGUUUGGGGACACAAGAUUUUAUAAGGCUAAAGAUUUCUUAGGGUUCCUUUCUCAAAUUUAAGCGAUGAAGGUUGUAUCUGCUUCCUACGCUAGAAGCAUUAUCCCUAAAUUUGAGUAGAAAAACCUUUUCUUUUCAAAUUUUGGCGAGAAAAUAAUUGACACCGAAAUUUUAUGGGGAAGGAUUCCGCAUGCAAAACUUUAGUCAUGAAUCUUCCAUUGUCAGUGCUAGCAUGACUGCGUCAGAGAAGGAGGCGCUUCCAGCAUCGUUGAACAAGUGGCAACGACUUUUCACGGUCAGAGACGUCGGACACGAGCAUAGAGACGACGAAAGAAUUUAUCGCAUUCUGUACUUCUUCUACGCGCCUAAGUACUUAUCGCUGGGCUUCGCCAUGGCCGUCACCCUCAACGUCGUGGACGUCAUCAUGUUCGAUGCAGACGAGGCUGCUCGCAGGCUGCCGCUUCGCAACGGCCUGGCCUGCUACUCAGCCCUGUUCGCACACGUCAUCCUGACGUACCGCAAGGACAUCCUCCUCGACGCCCUGUACCACGCCCGCCUGGCCGCCGUCAUCCUGGCCAAGGACGCGACCCCAGAAGUCAAGCUGGCGUUCGAAGCAGCCAAAAACAGGAAGGAACUUUUCGUGUGGAGGUUCUAUCCCGUCUACUCCUUUCUAAUGGCAACCACGGCUUCCCUCGCGACACUGAGCGCCCCCUCAGUUGUUAACCAAAUUCUUGCAAAACAAUCCUUGCUGUUGGUGGGGGUGAAAAACAUCUUUGACUGCUACAUGCUCACAAGCUGUUGCGCGAGCGUGACCGUGCUGCUCACCGUCCUGGUGGACGUCCACUACACUUGUGCCGUGCUUUGCCGGGAGAUUGGGCGGCGCCUCGAGACCCAAAGAGGAGUUAUGUAUACUCGCCCAGUAGCAGCUACAUAUUCAUUGGUUAUUGAAUCCGCCCGUGCCAUUAACACUGCCACAGGACACCUCUUGCCGCAUUACGUGAUGGCAACAUUUACAGUUCCCAUAUUGAGCACGGCUUCUAUCGUCCAAAGCCCAGAAAAGGCCGACAUUUUUGACUUUCUCUCGCUGCCACUGAUGUUUUUGUUUUUCGGCCCGAUCUGUGAAGCGAGCCAAAGUAUGCAAAACGCAAGUGGAGCAGUGUCGUCCCGGGCAUAUUCCGGCCCUUGGCUGGACGAGCACGCACCCUCUCGACGCGUUCGGCUGCAAAUCAUGCUUCAAUCUAGCGCGCGGCCCCUGUGCUUCAAAGUGGAAGGGCUCGGGUCUCUGAACCGGCCCUUGAGCCGCAAGUUGGCAACGUCCUGGUUCCAGUACCUGCAAGUGCUUCAAAACCUCCGCCACAACUGAGAAGCUCGGAAUUGCAUAUGAGCUGAAAAGUAGGAUGAGUGUAGAUAACAAUGGUAAAGUGCGUUUUUGGUCACAUCUAACUGGCUGAAAUAAACCAACUUCUUUCCCCUGUUUCCUUAUUUUGGACGCUAGAAGUUUCUCACUAGCCGAGCUUUAAGAUUCAACAUGUUGCCACAUGACACGAGAAUGAGCGCGAUUUGUACAAUAGCUGAUACGAAGAAAUUGAAUUGCAUUGUAAAAUCUACGAAGAAAUGCUUUGUAUUAUGAAGCAAAAUCCUUCGUAAUAGGAACCAUAUCUUCAUAAUACGAUGCAAUUCUACAAUGGCUUCAUUUCCUUCGUAGUCAUGAAGCAAAUGCUUCGUAGGCUUUUAAGUGCGUUCACCGAUGCACACCAUUUAUCCUACGCGCCGAUUAUAUGUGGGCCAGCCACCGCCAGCCGUCAAUGGCUAUUGGUACGAGCCUUCAACGCAGCCUGUCCCGACAAAAACAAUUUUUCUCUGGCUCCCGAAAAACCAUUUUUUCUUCCUUCAGCAAAAAGAAUUGAAGAUUUUGCAGAUGUUUCACUACAGAGCUGAAGUUCCUGCAUGCUUUAUUGCAUGCGUAAACUGAUAACACUUGGGGCCCACAUGUUUUGCUGAUGCUCUGCUCUUGUCAUGUGUGCCUCCAUUCCCUGAGAAAGCUCUAGCUGCGACAAAGACUACUUUCCAGGUUAAAGCUAAGCUUGCAGGGCACUGUGACACUGUCAGCGGCUUCGCCACCUUGGGCCUUUCUGGGACGAUACCCACUUUCACGCUUAUAGCUCGUCUGAUGGUUAUUACUUGCUACACUGUUUCGAGGACACGAGAAAGCAGCUUCUCUCACAGCCACGUGCUG
Molecule: messenger RNA, 3121 nt
Organism: Thrips palmi
Lineage: Eukaryota; Metazoa; Arthropoda; Insecta; Thysanoptera; Thripidae
Exons: 7
Coding region: 1076-2248 (390 amino acids)
Source: RefSeq, a predicted model, not a curated record